CAAGUCACUUGACAGGUGUACCCGGAAGAAACGGCGUUUCGAAAAUGGCGAUCCACGUAAACUGCAGCCCAAACAGAGGAAAGUAGAACCGUAUUUCAUCCGAGUGGCGACUGGACUGAGCUGUGAGACGGGCUCGGUGAUGCGUGUGUAGCGGAAGGAAGUCAUAUGAAGUAAGGAUGAACGGCGUGAGGAUGGCACGAGACGACAAUGUGACGGAAGACUCUUACACCGAAAACCUCAUUGGUACAUUGUUAGCUAUCUUUGGAAACCUGUUGGUCAGCAUCUCAGUCAGCAUUCAGAAACAAGGUCAUGUGACGUUGGCAGGAAAUAAAGACCCAAGGCAAUACUUCUACACUAAGACCUGGUGGUCUGGCCUGAUGCUGAUGGUUGUGGGGGAGGGCGCACUGUUUGUGUCUUAUGCUUUUGCUCCACUCUCUCUCAUAGCUCCACUUAAUGCCGUGUCUGUCAUAACAAGCUCAAUCUUAGGUUUCCUGUUUUUGCGGGAAAAGUGGAAGGCACAGGAAUUCUUGAAGCGCUACAUCUUGACUUUCCUGGGAUGUGCCUUGACAGCGGGCGGCACUUACCUAUUUGUGACGUUUGGGCCUAACUCCCAUGAAAAGCUGAAUGCCGAGAACAUAGUAAAACAUGUUAUUGGCUGGCCCUUCCUCUUGUACUUGCUUCUGGGGAUCAUCACAUUCUGUCUGCUGCUGUAUUUCUACAAACAGCGGAAUGCAAACUACCUUGUUCUGAUUUUGCUACUGGUGGCACUUCUUGGUUCAGUGACUGUAAUCACAGUGAAGGCGGUUUCAGGGAUGAUUGUGCUUAGCAUCUCGGGUCCUCUACAGCUGGCAUAUCCCAUAUUCUACGUCAUGUUUGUCUGCAUGGUGGCUACUGUCGUCUUUCAAGCAUCAUUUUUAGCACAGGCAUCUUAUCUGUAUGAUUCCUGCCUAAUUGCCUGUGUGAAUUACAUUUUCUCCACAACAUUUGCAAUUGUGGCAGGAGCCAUAUUUUAUCAGGAGUUUUACCAUGAAGACGUCCUGCACAUAUGCAUGUUUCUGUUGGGAUGUGCUAUAUGCUUUCUUGGAGUGUUCCUGAUUACUAAAAGCAAGAGGAAAGUCAAAUCCUUUGAGCCAUAUGUUACUAUGGACAUGGUGAAAGGUAUUCCAACCAUUCACAACAAAGGCUGGGCUGUGCAGCCUGAUUAUAACGGCUCGUUUUCCUACGGAGCGCUGGAGAACAACGAAAGUGUGGCCCCUGUGACACUCCCAGUGGACCAAGAGCUGUCCGUCUCUCCCAGGCCUGUUAGCCCGUACCAACCAUCAGAGCUGAAGAAAGACUGAGCACAGAUGUGCCUGAAAUGAAAUUAGGAUUUAUAUAAGAUGAGAAAUGCUACUCUGUGUUUAAGCAUUGAUUUUGACAGCACUUGUAGAACACCAGUUCUGGAAUAUUGGAUUUUUCUAGAUCUUCUAUACUUCUCUAGUCUCAUCUUGAGCCAGGAAAGUAAGCUAUAACACAUGUUAGGAUGCAAAUAAUGACUUUCAUUGGUGGUGUUUUUAUCUAAGAAAGAUUGGCAUGUUAUCUUAUACUCAUAUCUAAUGCUUUAAAUAUGCUGACUGACAUGAUCACUCCUGGCCUUUUAUCAAAGUGACAAAGCUCAUGUCACUAACCUAAAAGCCUAAAUAUACCUCCAAAGAUGUUUUGGAUUCUGCUACUGCUUUGUACCAGAGAUACUGCUGCUGGUCCAGCUUUGUUAGCCAAAGACUAAUGUGGAUUUCACAAUUCCCAACUGGUUAUAUACAUGUUUGCUACUGGCUUAAAAUUAAAAGUCGAGUACGAGUUUCAUUUUCCAUUUUCAGGCCUAUGCGUGCUGUGCCUAUUAUUUAUUCCCUGUGUCUGUCUUAAGCAUACCAAAUAGACUUUCUGUACAAAUCUGCAUGUUUAUGGGUAAUAGAUUGAAUGUCAGAACACUGCUGGUGGUUGAAUUUACCUUCUGUAAAACUAAGAAACACUUGUGUAUAUUUUUUCAUAAAUACCAUUGCUUAGACUAAUGUGGUCAAAUAUUUUAUUGUUGUUUUUGGUGUGUGGCACUUUUUUUCUCUCUUAUUUUUUUAAAUUUGAUGCAAGUCAUUAAUACUGUAUUUAUUGAACCAUUGCCUUAAACUUUUUAUUGAACGAUAAUGGGAAACCUGACUGUCUAAGCCACAUCAAUACACCGAAUUUUGUUUAAGUGCAAUUACUGUGUUGAGAUCAUGUAAAUUUAAUGGAGUUCAUUAUUUGAGAAUUUUUAUUUGAAUUUAAACUAAUAUUGUUUAUACUAUUACAACCAUUCCACAAUGACAAUCAUAAUGUCUUUAACCAAACUAAACAAUGAAAUUAGACCAAGCUUCAGUCAGCAUUCUGUGUAGUUAGCACUGUGGUAAAAAAAAAAAAAAAACCCGUUGAACCAAUAAAACACAUCUUUCUGU
This is a messenger RNA of Pimephales promelas (fathead minnow), 2465 nucleotides long. RefSeq names its product NIPA like domain containing 3 (gene nipal3). The record is from RefSeq and is a predicted model, not a curated record. Gene Ontology annotation, biological process: magnesium ion transport. Gene Ontology annotation, molecular function: magnesium ion transmembrane transporter activity. Gene Ontology annotation, cellular component: membrane. Lineage: Eukaryota; Metazoa; Chordata; Actinopteri; Cypriniformes; Leuciscidae.